GUGGCCAUCACACGAUGAUUCUUUUCGACUAAUCACAAAGACAUUGGCACCCUUUAUCUAGUAUUUGGUGCUUGAGCUGGGAUGGUGGGAACAGGCCUGAGUUUAUUAAUUCGAGCCGAACUUAGCCAACCCGGAGCCCUUUUAGGCGACGAUCAAAUUUACAACGUAAUUGUCACAGCACAUGCCUUCGUAAUAAUUUUCUUUAUAGUAAUACCAAUUAUAAUCGGAGGUUUCGGAAAUUGACUCGUCCCCCUAAUGAUUGGUGCCCCUGAUAUAGCCUUUCCUCGAAUAAAUAAUAUAAGCUUUUGGCUUCUUCCACCCUCUUUCUUACUCCUUCUUGCCUCUUCUGGUGUAGAAGCAGGGGCCGGAACCGGGUGAACCGUCUACCCUCCCCUUGCUGGUAAUUUAGCCCAUGCUGGAGCUUCUGUAGACCUAACAAUUUUUUCUCUACAUUUAGCAGGAAUCUCUUCAAUUCUUGGGGCAAUUAAUUUUAUUACAACCAUCAUCAACAUGAAACCCCCUGCUAUAUCUCAAUAUCAGACCCCUCUUUUCGUAUGGUCCCUACUCAUUACCGCUGUACUUCUCCUUCUCUCUCUCCCCGUCCUUGCUGCCGGCAUCACCAUGCUUCUAACAGAUCGUAACCUUAACACAACAUUCUUUGACCCCGCAGGGGGCGGAGACCCAAUUCUCUACCAACACCUUUUCUGAUUCUUUGGCCAUCCCGAAGUUUAUAUUCUUAUUCUCCCCGGCUUCGGAAUAGUUUCCCAUAUUGUAGCAUAUUACUCUGGCAAAAAAGAACCUUUUGGCCACAUAGGAAUGGUUUGAGCCAUAAUAGCUAUCGGAUUUCUAGGCUUUAUCGUAUGAGCACACCACAUAUUUACAGUAGGAAUAGAUGUAGACACUCGUGCUUAUUUUACCUCCGCCACAAUAAUUAUCGCUAUCCCUACAGGCGUUAAAGUCUUUAGCUGACUUGCUACUUUACAUGGGGGCUCUAUUAAAUGAGAAACCCCCCUUCUAUGAGCUCUUGGAUUUAUCUUUCUUUUUACCGUCGGGGGCCUAACAGGCAUUAUCCUUGCCAAUUCAUCUCUUGACAUUGUUUUACAUGAUACCUACUAUGUAGUUGCCCACUUCCACUAUGUCUUAUCUAUGGGGGCUGUUUUCGCCAUCAUAGCUGGUUUUGUACACUGAUUUCCACUUUUCUCAGGCUAUUCUCUUCACAGUACAUGAACAAAAGCCCACUUCGGCAUCAUAUUUUUGGGUGUCAAUCUCACUUUCUUCCCCCAGCACUUUCUCGGCUUAGCCGGGAUACCUCGACGAUAUUCAGAUUACCCAGACGCCUACACCUUAUGAAAUACUGUUUCUUCCAUCGGGUCUCUAAUCUCAUUAAUCGCAGUCCUCAUAUUUUUAUUCAUUAUCUGAGAAGCAUUUGCUGCUAAACGUGAAGUCCUAGCAGUACCUCUCUCAGCCAACAAUGUCGAAUGACUACACGGCUGCCCUCCUCCCUACCAUACUUUUGAAGAGCCCGCAUUUGUUUUAUCCCACUAA
This is a messenger RNA of Pseudoliparis swirei, 1545 nucleotides long. NCBI's taxonomy places the organism in Eukaryota, Metazoa, Chordata, Actinopteri, Perciformes, Liparidae. The record is from the annotation of a RefSeq genome assembly.